Messenger RNA from Arthroderma uncinatum, 453 nucleotides. RefSeq lists its product as uncharacterized. Bases 1 to 453 code for a protein of 150 amino acids. The transcript has 4 exons. Lineage: Eukaryota; Fungi; Ascomycota; Eurotiomycetes; Onygenales; Arthrodermataceae. Gene Ontology annotation, cellular component: mitochondrion. The record is from RefSeq and is a predicted model, not a curated record. Gene Ontology annotation, molecular function: oxidoreductase activity.
AUGUUCCGCUUCAAGUCUCACCAGCAGCAUAAAACUCUCGACAUAAUCACCCUCUUCCACAAACCCACCCUUGCAUCCUCAACCAAAGCCCUAAAUGUCCUCCAACGAGCCUCUACAGCGAUAAAAGAGGGGUCUGCCACUACCUCUUCAGGCUCGCCAUUACGAACCUCCGAAUUCGAGCUAAAUGUCACCGAGGAACCGCCUACGCCGGACCAGCUGUCGUUGAUUAUGGACUACAUGACUUCGUCGCCUCUUGCCAGUGGUGGUAUCGGAGUAGGGAAGCCAGGUGAUCUAGUAUCAGGGGCUACCGAUCGACCCGAUGCGAUGAAGAAGUUGAAGGAGAAUGCGGAUAGCUUUAUAAGGCCUGUGGUUGUUGAUUGGAAUAACGGGAAAGCAGUUCUGGGUACGAAUGAGUCGGCAAUACUGAAGCUGCUUUCAGACGAGACAUCAUAG